GCUCACUUCUUUUUCAGGUAUAAUGUGUUUUCAAAAUACCCUUGUCAUCACUUUACUUGAAAAUACUAUGCUAUUACGUCAAUGAGGCCCUGUUUAUUCUUCCUUUUCAAUCAAUAAAUAUACGUGAGAGGUUGUUUAUUUUCAUCUCACCGUCGUAUAAAAGGAUGACGGAUGAGAGGCCAAACCCAUUGCGUCGGGCUGGCUCGUUUCCGCUCCAAGAUCAACGGCAACAUCGAAGCGACUCUUUACAGCAGUUCGCUCAUAAUGUACGGCAUGUUCCGCCUCAGGGUCGGGAUCGCGUCCACUUCGUAGCUGAACCUGAGGAGCUUCGUCCAUAUGAGCUUGUCACCGAUGAUCGAUAUGGACAUACGCCAAUCCUCAUGCCAUUUUCUCGUACAGGGAGAGAUUAUGCCAAUCCACAAUAUGCAUAUGCUCAGCCAAUGCCAGUGAAUUCGGCGCCUUAUGCUACGCCGUGGCUAGAUCGAGAUCGUCGUAGCCGUCGCUCUACUGCGGACUCAUACCUCUCAGAUCGUAACCAGCCUUACAUACCAGCGAGGAAUGAACGCGGAAGAGUCAGGUUUGCUGAACCAGAGAGUUUGCCGCACCGCUUAUAUCCUCACUCUUCAUCGCCAUCGCCGCCCGCGCCACCUUCCAGGUACUCAAGCGUCUAUACAGAGGAUGACCCCAACAAUUCGGAUUCGGAAUCUUCUAUUCGUGACCGAUCUCGUCCAAGGUCAAGGUAUAGCCGACACCAGAGCUCGUACGUGGGCGACUCAGAUUCGGACGAAGCAGAAGGCUUCGAUGAGCUUAUGGGCGGUAAGGUAUUUCAAUUUAUCCCUUCGCGAACUUCUAAGACACUUUCAAAAAGCGGCCAUAGUAUCGAAAGCGAUUUUUCGUUUGAGAAGCCCGAGGAUGGGGCCUCUUGCGCAAGGGAUGAUCCAAAUGUUCCUAGGGCCGGCGACAUUCUCCACGUAUAUCAAUCUCAAUACACUGGGGACGCGGUCUCUGACGGAACACAUACUGCAAAAUUGACCGUUAUACAUGACCCUAAAAAGCAACGACAGCCUCUUUUUAGAUGGGUACAUCUAGAGCAACGUAUGAUGAAUCUCGAUGAACUCUCUACCGAGAUUGCACGGAUCCCCGGCGUUACCGACUCGGAACGCAACGGGUUCGCGAAGCUGCUUGCCGAAGUAAAGAAAACCUCUGUCAAGGUUAGGCCUACGGCAAAGGGGAAUAAUGUGCGACAUAUGGACCCGAAGCCUAUCCGUGUGACCAUUCCUCCCGAUGGGCGUACAAAAGGCCAGACCUCGAGGUUUGUGACUUGGCUAUGCGUGCCGUACUUUUCGCUCGAGAAGUAUUCGGGACUUCUGUCGGCUAGCACUGCUUCUUCUUUUCCAAUCGAAACCUUACUUCAAUCCGAAUAUGCUCGCACUACGCAAGAGCGUGACAUGCAACAGGCUGUCUGCAAGAAUGGCGAGGUUCCCGAUGGCCAUUGCUUCCAUAUCGCACAGCUGUGGUGUAUCGUAUUGGACAACACCCUGCUUAUCACAUGCGGUCGAAUGCCAAGUUCAACUUUAAGGGGUGACAUUAUACGCAUAGCUAACGAGCCUUUCAAGGAGUCUAUAGGCAAAGGGAAGAAAGUAUACGUAUCUUACUACGACACUGUCCUUUGGGAGCUUCCGUUGGAGUCUUGCUCAACUUGGUUUGACUUCUCGAUACACUUCCGCGAGUUCUGGCCACAAGCGAUAAGGAUCUAUCAUCGUGGCCGUGUCCUGACAGAAACUGAUUGGCCCCGGAUUGUCAACAUAGUGAAGAAUGUAAAUACUAGAGUCGUUCUUGACCUUCGUUUAGGGGCACAUCCGCCUCCUCCGGCUAUUGGUGUUUUACAACCAAUUAGAGAAGAAGUAGAAGGCGCCGAACGCAAAGAAUUGGCAACAGAGAAUAACGGUAAUAAGAAGACAAAAGAUGAGAAAUAUCAGAUUGCCGACGACAAAUUUCACGUAUUCUCGUGGCUGGAGAUGGCUGAAAGUGAAGACGAUAGCGGAGAGCUAGACGUCGAAGCACUGAUUACAAACCUUCAAGAAGCGGAAGAUUACCUACUUAAGUCGACGAGUAUGAGGGAUCGAAACGCAUAUCACAACUGCAAUUUGUCUUCACGGAGUUCUGUCCAUGCGUAUCUAAGAGGCAAGGGGCUGAGGAUAGAAAAAAAGGACGAAGAAUCUGUGGAAAAGCGAGGGUACGAAAACAAAAUCGAUUUCUACAACGCGGCCGACAUUGUCUUUUCUUUCUUUCUCCCACAAUCACUAAGCGAAGAUACACCGACAAUCGGGAAAUUCUGGGGUGCGGUUGAGAGCUUGGUCGAGAUACCAGACGCAAGAGUCAACGAGGACGAUCGAGUUCAACGAGACAGGGUAUCACGACGGAGUGCUAACACACACAAUAAUCUACACCCGCUUAGAUCCACUCUCAGAGGACUAACGAGAGUGAUACAAUCAUUUCAGGAUAUCCUAUCCCACACGCCAGCCGCUCUCCGAACAAAGGUAGAGGUGCCCGACAGUCUCGUCCGUGCUUGGUUGCAUUUAGUUAUCGCCCUUAUUCAGGCGUCGCAGAACGAUGAAGCUUGGAACGAAAACAUAAAUGUCGCCGAGGCUUUGAUACGAAGAGGAAUGGACGACAUCAUGGACGGAUUACCUACGGAGGACCUGCUCUCCAGCUCCGUCAUCCAACCGAUGGAACUCGUCACAUUAAUUAGCUUAAAGCUACUCCAAGACUCUACGGGGACGUAUUCAAGCAUCAACGACACAUAUUCUAAUUAUCUGAAAGGGCUGGAGAAUGAAAUCACCGCCAACAGCUCCGAUCGUUCGCAUCAGUUCCGCAUCACCCUUUUCAAGCAAGAGGUCGCCGUGAUUCGUCGAGUGAUUUCGUCACAGUUGAACGUUGUAGACGGCAUGACUGCGCCCCAAAGACCGUAUUGGGGCGACCAAACCCGUAGGGAGAGGGAGAUGCUAGAUAAGGAGCGUGAGAAAUCAAAAGCCGAGGCUGCGAGGAUGCGAUCGCGAUCCUAUCCAAAGCAAGGUGCAGCAGCAUACGUGGACAAGCUCGACACGUACGAAAACUAUGGCUAUAUUAACAACCAUAGGAGCGUAUCAGUCCUUCCCAGCGCUUACUACUUCACGCCAGCCGGUCACCCUGACGACUUCUCCAAACUGGCAUCCACCGAUCCUGGCGGGUUCAGGGAGCUCCUCGGUCGCGAGUGUAGGUCCUGGUUGGAGCGCAGGGACAGCGAAUUCUUGGAGCUCGACGUCGAGGCGUCACGGCUCGAGAUCAUGAACGCCAACAAGAUCGAAGUGACUAAGGAUCGACAGGAAGCAGCGGUCUACGCCUUCACCAUGGUCACCAUUAUCUUUUUGCCACUUAGUACCAUCAGCUCUAUCUUCGGUAUGAACUCGAGCGACGUGCGCGACAUGGACCUCGGGCAGUGGGCGUAUUGGGCGACAGCCUUACCUACUACCAUCGCGGUAAUCAUCAUAGGUCUGUGGUGGAUGGGCGAAUUACAUAACUUGAUCGACUGGGUGAGAGGGCUCCCUUCUCGAUCGAACAGGAGCUAUGCACGAGUGUCGCGCCCAGCUGCUGCAAACGGCGUCAUAUAUUACCCCCAGGGAGACUAUCCUGGGAGGUCUGACCCGCAACAGGCGAUGAGACCAUAUAGCCGGGCGACUCCGGGCCCGCCGGUGCCGCGGACGUCAUGGCGGUACUAGAGGUAGUACCCAGUAUUUGUAGCAGUGUAGUAACAUCUUGGAUAGCUUGGAUAGCUUGGAUCCGUUUUCUCCAGUUUGGGAAAUUCUCCUAUCUAGAUCGGAUUCGGAUAUCAAAAAUCGUGCAGCCACGUCGACGGUCGCGGAAAUCCGCCUCACUUAUUCCUGGGGUCAGGUGGCGCUGGUUGGUGGGUGGUUUGCUUUUCGAUAAUGCCGUCGCAGAUCCCUUACACCAUGCAAGCCCUCACGCAAGCCUUCCAGCC
Messenger RNA from Daldinia vernicosa, 4018 nucleotides. RefSeq lists its product as uncharacterized. The coding region runs from base 165 to 3758 and encodes 1197 amino acids. Gene Ontology annotation, cellular component: membrane. The transcript is spliced from 11 exons. NCBI's taxonomy places the organism in Eukaryota, Fungi, Ascomycota, Sordariomycetes, Xylariales, Hypoxylaceae. The record is from RefSeq and is a predicted model, not a curated record. Gene Ontology annotation, molecular function: metal ion transmembrane transporter activity. Gene Ontology annotation, biological process: transmembrane transport; metal ion transport.